AUGGAGUCUCCCAAGUCAGACAGCCGUCCCAUCUUUUCCAGACGCUCAACUGGCUCCAACAAGUCGCUUUCCCUCGACCUCUCCUCCCUGCCGCCUCUGGUCCAGCCGACACCGCCAUCAAACACCCUCCUCCUCACAAACUUGAACGACACCAACGUCUUCCGCCCUGAUAACCUCCAGACUAUCCGCGACCUUAUCUCCAAGACGGCGCCCAUUCACUCUUUCGCCCCCCUCAAGUCUUUCCGCCGUAUCGUCGUCUCCUUCUUCUCAGAAGACGACGCCAUCGCCGUCCGUCGCAUCUGGGACGGUGAGGCUGUCAUGGGCGAGCGCGUCCGCGUCUACUUCGGCCAGCCCACGCCGGUCGAGGUCACCGACCGUCACCUUGCCCUCCCCGAUGCUGGCAAGCUCUUCUUCAUCUCCCCCCCUCCCUCUCCUCCUCACGGCUGGGAGAUGAAGCUGGAGGACGCCCCUAACAAGAUGGUCCACGCCGAGGAUCUUGCCGAGGCCCUGGCCAAGCUUGGUCACCGCCCCUCCGGUGUCGAGACUCCCAUCAGCCCCAUCGACGGCUCCCACCAGACGCGCAGCCGCAGCUCAACACUUCUCUACAAGCCCGACGCCCAAGGCGACAGCCCAGAUCUUCCUGCCAUCUGCCUCGAGGACAUGACGGAUGAGCCCAUGGAGUUCAGCCCGAUCGAGAACACCAAGCCGAUCAUGGCGCACACUUCCCGCCCGCCGGUGGAGCUGAUGAUGGACGCAUGA
Molecule: messenger RNA, 759 nt
Organism: Colletotrichum chrysophilum
Lineage: Eukaryota; Fungi; Ascomycota; Sordariomycetes; Glomerellales; Glomerellaceae
Exons: 1
Coding region: 1-759 (252 amino acids)
Biological process (GO): calcium-mediated signaling
Cellular component (GO): nucleus; cytoplasm
Molecular function (GO): nucleic acid binding; calcium-dependent protein serine/threonine phosphatase regulator activity
Source: RefSeq, a predicted model, not a curated record